Pangasianodon hypophthalmus (striped catfish) is the source of this 2360-nucleotide messenger RNA. It is a transcript of the gene stx7l, whose product is annotated as syntaxin 7-like. Gene Ontology annotation, cellular component: membrane; endomembrane system; synaptic vesicle. Lineage: Eukaryota; Metazoa; Chordata; Actinopteri; Siluriformes; Pangasiidae. The transcript has 10 exons. Gene Ontology annotation, molecular function: SNARE binding; SNAP receptor activity. Gene Ontology annotation, biological process: vesicle fusion; vesicle-mediated transport; intracellular protein transport. The coding region runs from base 176 to 946 and encodes 256 amino acids. The record is from RefSeq and is a predicted model, not a curated record.
CGUUUUAAAAGCUCUUUGGCUUGGUGCAAACCCACCAAUCAGCGUUCAGGGUGAAACAUCAUGUGAUGAGAAAGGGCCGCGACUUUAGAUGUCAGGAAAUCUGUUCGGGAGUGGAGGAGGAAAAAAACAAAACAAAACAAAACAACGAAAGAACAAGGUGUAGAAGGUCAUCACCAUGUCUGGAUCAAGGGACCCAAAUUUACUCGCUCAGACGAUUGGCUCAAACAUCCAGAACAUAACACAGCAGACGUCUGAAAUCCAGAGGAUAGUCACCCAACUCGGAACAGAUAGAGACACGCCGGAUCUCCGGCAGCGACUGCAGCAGAAACAGCAGUAUGCGAACCAGCUGGCUAAAGAAACGGAUAAAUGCCUGAAGGAGUUCAGCUCAUUACCAGUCACUCAUGAUCAGCGACAGAGGAAGAUUCAGCGAGAGCGGCUCGUCAACGAUUUCUCCAACGCACUGGCACUUUUACAGAAAACCCAGAGAGAAGCUGCGCAGAAAGAGAAAGAGUUUGUGGCCAGAGUUCGAGCGAGUUCAAGAGUUUCGAGUGGUUUUGCUGAUGAUACAUUUGGAGGAAACGCUGCACCUUUUGAGAGUGAGACCCAGGCUCAGACACAAAGCUACGAUGAAGGCAUCACUGAGGAGGAUUUGCAUCUCAUUCAUGAGCGAGAAACGGCCAUCAGACAGCUGGAGUCGGACAUCACGGACAUCAAUGAAAUCUUCAAAGAUCUGGCCGUCAUGGUGCACGAACAGGGGGAUAUGAUCGACAGCAUAGAGGCUAAUGUAGAAAAUGCUGAAGUGCACGUUCAGUCUGCAACACAGCAGCUCGCCAGUGCUGCGAAUUACCAGCAAAAGUCUCGUAAGAAGAUGUGCAUCCUGAUUGUAGUCCUGGCUGUGGCGAUUGUGAUCAUUUCCCUCAUCAUCUGGGGUUCGCUUAAAGGAUAAAACUUCUAAAUUCACCUGAAUUGUCACAAGUGAACACUGAAAAACCAAACAAAAUUUGUUUCCUGGUCUUUUUUUUUUUUUUUUCUGUGAUGUAAAAGGUUGGUGUGAGUAAACGGGGGGAAAAAAAAAACAUCUUUACAAGCAUGAAAAACUCGUUUAUAAUGUCACGGUAACAUCACACACCAUAUAGAAACAAAAAAAUAUACAUUUUCUAAGCAAUGAUUAGUCAUUAUUUGAUGUUUGAAUCUCCAAAUCUUUACAAGUUUAAUUUAUUCAACAUAAAUAAUAAUCGUAAAUAAAUCUCAUCCCUAUCCUUCUGGAAUGCCAAGUAUUUUUUAUUUUUUAAACGUAAUUCCAUCUGAUGCUCAGCUAAUAAUAAUGAACUAACAUUGGAUACUAGCUUUAACUUUAACACAUUUUAACAGAUAAAUACAAAUAUAAUUAAUAAAAUAAUUUUAAGACUACUUUGUGGUAGUGUUACUAAAAAAAUAACAAGCGCUAGCAUUUUUCCACAUUCAACAUAUCGUGCUAGAGUUUCUGCUUUAAUGUUCACUUCACACAUUUCUUGCCAUAAUAUCAUGAGAGACUAUUUACAAUUAACACUAUCCAAAUGAUAAGUUUAACUUCUUAUAAUUAUUAUUAAACAGAACCUCUAAUGACUAGCAUUCGCUAGGAGAUUCAGGCUAGGAUACUUAAUUAAAAACUAGAAACUUAGGUUGCUUCGUGCAACCUGUUCUUCUGAACGUUCGAAUUAAUUCUACCAUUCUUACUUUAAUUGAAAUUUACCUUGUGCUUCAGACUAAUUUUACCAAUAAGCAAUGAAAAAUUCUAGCAUUAACCUUUAAUUGCUAAUUAAACUAACACAAUGGGAACAUUUUAUAAUGUAUAUAAAAACAAUUACUAGUGUUAAGAAAUUGGGACUGGAUAUCAGUUGAAGGAAUGUGUAUUUUAAUUAUUUCUGAAUGUUCUUUGUUGAAAUUGAACCAGAUUUAUAUUAAAAUAUGAAGUUUUGAGUAGAAAAGGCUUUGGUCUGGAACAGAAUCUGACACAACAUUGUAAAUUUUUUCUCUGCUUGUGUUUAUGCUGCAGGUUUUUGGAUUUCAGUGAGUAAAAAAGUCUUAGUCUAGGUUUUAGCUAAAGUGGGAAUAAAAUGCGCCUCGUCUGAAAUAUGAAAUAUAAUCUUAAUUAAUUAAUAUGACACAAAUGAACUUUAUCGAUUUAUUAUCUUUGUAAUUCAGUUGUUAUUUAAUAAUUAAUAAGAGUUCACCUGUAUUAAAUAGCCCCUUGCAACACUAUGGCUAAUGCUAAUUAUAAGUAAUAAUAAUAAUACGUAUAUACAUGCAUGACCUCCACCACAGAACUUUAUUCAAUGUCCAAAGUGUUUUUUUUUUUUUUUUUUUUUUUUAAUUUUAUU